Molecule: messenger RNA, 527 nt
Organism: Camelina sativa (false flax)
Lineage: Eukaryota; Viridiplantae; Streptophyta; Magnoliopsida; Brassicales; Brassicaceae
Source: RefSeq, a predicted model, not a curated record
UAUAAAUGCCUCAAGCAUGUGAUGAAAAUACACAAAACCAUUGUAUACCAACUUUACAAAAUCAUUAACACCUUUCUAAAUUAAAUCAUUAGCACAUUAACACAUGGCUAACUCGAAACUCUGGCUGUGCUUAUUCUUGAUAUGCGUUUCCUUAUCGAUUUCAUCAGCGUCUCGACCACUGCAGCAGCGAUCUCUAUACGUAGAUGGUAUGAAACGAGGGCGUAUGAUGAGAGAAGCAGAGAAAGUGUUGAAAGCGAGUAUGGAGAAGCUAAUGGAAAGAGGUUUUAAUGAGUCUAUGAGACUAAGUCCUGGAGGUCCCGAUCCUCGCCAUCACUAAGUCUUAUACUCUCGUAGUUUUGAAUUCGAGGAUGUAUAUUUUGUUCUUGAUCGAGAAGCGGUUUAGAAGAAAACAUAUCAAUCCUUUUCUCUCUCUCUCUCUCUUUUUUUUUUUGUUUGUUUGUAAGCCUUGUUUGUACGUUCGGCGUAAACAAUAAAUUGAUGUAACUGUUCGUUACGAAUUUUAUGAA